CCUCCGCAGCCUACAGCGUAGCAUACUUCCCCCAGGUUGGGUCCAGGUCCCCACAGCCUGUCCUCUCGCCCCUCACCUUCAGCAGCUUCUCGCAUACGAGACCUGAUUGGUUGACCUCGGACACCUCACCGAUUAACUGUUAAAGAAGGUUCUACUUCUACAUCUGGAGAAAACUCUUUUUAAGAAGGUCAACCUCAAUUAAACAUUCUUAUCAAAUGACUCUGGGGAAUUUUCAACUAAAAUGGAGGCGGUACUUGCGAGAAGGCUGUGGUCUGCUGUAAGGCAGGACGAUGCCGAGGCUGCCAGGAAGUGCAUCGAUUCGGGAGCAGAUGUUGCAAUUAAAGACGAAUCUGGAGACACUCCUCUCCACUACGCCUCAAAGCAUGGCAGCUUGCCGAUGGUCAAAGUCCUCUUGGAUGCCGGGGCUAACCCAGACGCUACCAAUGACAGUCAGCAAACGCCACUCCAGUAUGCAUCAGAAAGAGGCAAAGUGAAAAUAACUAAACUCCUUUUUGAAAGCAAGGGUCGCACACCUGUCCAGACUGCCUCAACUUACAAGCAGAGACCAAAGACGGUGAGCAAGAAUGUAAUCACGAACAAUCAAACUAUCAAGAGUACCCAAGUACCAGGUGCAGCGAAUUAUAUUUCUAAAGCUUGGUCAGUAUGUAUAUCGAAAAUAGUUGAAGUGUUAAAAUUAAUUCCCUGGUUUGGUACAACCAAGGACUUGUCCACACAUCUUCAUUUGUCUGCUGCCCGGGGCAGCCCUGAAGGGGUUGAUUUACCCUUUGAAAAGAUUGUAGACCCUGACGCCGAAAACCUAGCAUGCGACACGCCGCUCUAUCUUAGCUUAGGAAGGGAAAUUGUUUCUCUGUUGGCAACUGUAGCGAACAUCUCGAAGUCAAGUGCCACGUAUGAGGUUUUUUUAGACUAUGCCAGAAAUGAAGAAAGUAGCCCUGCACUGGAAGCACUGGAUGUUUCUCUUCUGUCCCAAAAAGGGAACACACGGCUUCACAUCGUGUGUCUAGUUGGACAUACUGAAGCAGUGGAUAUUUUAUUGGAAAACCAUGCCAACCCUAACAGUUCCACUGAAUCUGGCCAUACACCUUUACAUUAUGCUUCUCUCGGAGGAUAUACAAAAAUAGUUCAAAGGCUCAUCGACGUGGGAGCAGACGCCAAUGCAGUUGACAGGCACGGUUGUACAGCACUGCACUACGCUGGCUCAGUGGGACACAUUUCAGCUGUGGAAGAACUUGUAAGAUGCGGAGCAGACUUGCAGAACCUCUCAGACGCCGGAAAAUCUGUUCUCCACUAUGCCUCUUUCUACGGGAGAUUGGAAGUUGUUCAAAGACUGGUUAUUGAGCAUCCCGAUCUCAUCACCUUCCGGGACAAGUUGGAGCUCUCUGCAGAAGACACAGCUGACAUUCGCGGUCAAGUUCAUUCAGCUUGGUGGCUUCGCAAGCAAGCCAAGAGAGAUGCUACAUAUAAAGGUUUCCAUGGUUGUAGAAUGGACGUCUGCAAGAGGGAUAUGCUAUUUUCUGGAUCACUGAGCUUUCAGUGUGCCAGUAAAAAACAGGAAAAGGAUGCAGGCGUCUUAGCAAGUAGCGUUGACUUCGGUCUGUGCGAGAUCCACUUCCAGGACCGGCAAGGGUGGACGCUCCUCCACGCGGCUGCCGAGCAGAACAACCUUCCCAUCAUCAGGAUCCUUUUGGAGCGAGGCGCCCUGCCCACGGCUCUCACCUUCAACGGCAAGACUCCCAGCGACUUUGCCCGCGAGAAAGGUCACUUGCAGGCUUACAAUAUGAUCAGCAAUUACAUUUGUGAAACCAAAGGAAGUCCUGAAGAGCUGUUUGUAGCUCUGCUUAGCCUGAUAACGGAAACCGCAUACUACAAUGCCUAUGCAGCAACAACACCUCAUGACCUCGAGUCCACGGACGCCAGCCCCAAGGGUCAGAACCCGUCGCUGUCGGCCGUGAGGAAGGCAUCGUCGCUCCUGACCUCGGGCGCCCCGCUCGAGCCUCCCGGGUCCCACACCUGCUACCCGCUUCACCUCGCCAUCACCGCCAACUGCACUCCCCUCCUGCCCUCCUUCUGGCCGCCGGGGCGCCGCUCACGGCCACCAGGGACGGCCUUGGCCCGGUGCAGCUCGCGUGGCUCACGCCCGACAUCACCACCUGGGUCGCUGUGCUGGUCACCAGGGCUGUCAGAGACCGGAUAGCGAUGGAGAUGCAGCCCCUGGAUGACGCCCUUCAGGCAGCUGCACGGGCGCUGCUGGAGGCCCUGGACGGAGAGAGGCCGUGGGAGGCCGCGCUCGAGCGCCCCGCCGGCUCC
Messenger RNA from Penaeus vannamei (Pacific white shrimp), 2328 nucleotides. NCBI's taxonomy places the organism in Eukaryota, Metazoa, Arthropoda, Malacostraca, Decapoda, Penaeidae. The record is from RefSeq and is a predicted model, not a curated record.